AUGCGGCUGGGCCGCCGGGCCCUCGGUGUGCUCGUCCUGCUGCUCGCCUGCGCCUCGCUGGGGCUCCUGUACGCGAGCACCCGGGGCGCGCCGGGCCUCCGGGCACCUCUUGCGCUGUGGACCCCCCUACAGGGCAACCCCAGGCCGGAACUGCUAGGUCUUGCCCCUGAGCCCAGAUACGCACACAUCCCGGUCAGGCUCAAGGAGCAAGUGGUGGGGCUGCUGUCUGCAAACAAUUGCAGUUGUGAGUCCAGUGAGGGACGCCUCCACCUCCCCUUCCAGAGGCAGGUCCAAGCCUUUGACUUCACCAAGGCCUUUGACCCUGAGGAGCUGAGCACUGUGUCUGCCUCGAGGGAGCAGGAGUUCCAGGCCUUCCUUUCAAGGAGCCAGUCUGCUGCUGACCAGCUGCUCAUCGCCCCUGCCAACUCCCCGCUACAGUACCCCCUGCAGGGUGUGGAGGUCCAGCCCCUCAGAAGUAUCUUGGUACCAGGACUGGGCCUGCAAGCCACUUCUGGUCAGGAGGUAUACCAGGUGAACCUGACUGCCUCCUUGGGCACCUGGGAUGUAGCAGGGGAAGUAACUGGAGUGACUCUCACCGGAGAAGGGCAGCCAGAUCUCACCCUCACCAGCCCAGGGCUGGACCAACUCAAUCGGCAGCUGCAACUGGUCACUUAUAGCAGCCGAAGCUACCAGGCAAAUACAGCAGACACAGUCCGGUUCGCCACUGAGGGACACGAAGCUGCCUUCACCAUCCGCAUAAGACACCCACCCAACCCUCGGCUGUACCCACCUGGGUCUGUACCCCAGGGAGCCCAGUACAACAUCAGCGCUCUGGUCACCAUUGCCACUAAGACCUUCCUUCGUUACAAUCGGUUACGGGCACUCAUCGCCAGCAUCCGCCGCUUCUACCCAACGGUCACAGUGGUAAUUGCCGAUGACAGCGACAAGCCAGAGAGCAUUAGAGGUCCCCACAUCGAGCACUAUCUCAUGCCUUUUGGAAAGGGCUGGUUCGCAGGCCGGAACCUGGCCAUAUCCCAAGUAACCACCAAGUACGUGCUGUGGGUGGACGAUGACUUCGUCUUCACGGCGCGGACUCGACUAGAGAGGCUUGUGGACGUGUUGGAGCGGACGCCGCUGGACCUGGUGGGGGGCGCGGUGCGCGAAAUCUCCGGCUUCGCCACCACCUACCGGCAGCUGCUGAGCGUGGAGCCUGGCGCGCCAGGCCGCGGGAACUGCCUCCGGCAGAAGCGCGGCUUCCACCACGAGCUCGUCGGCUUCCCGGGGUGCGUGGUCACCGACGGCGUGGUCAACUUCUUCCUGGCGCGCACUGACAAGGUGCGCGAGGUCGGCUUUGACCCGCGCCUCAGCCGCGUGGCGCACCUGGAAUUCUUCCUGGAUGGACUUGGUUCUCUUCAAGUGGGCUCCUGCUCAGACGUCGUUGUGGAUCAUGCAUCCAAGUUGAAGUUGCCUUGGACCUCAAGGGAUGCGAAGGCAGAGACUUAUGCUCGGUACCGUUACCCGGGAUCACUGGACGAGAGUCAGGUGGCCAAACAUCGUCUGCUCUUCUUCAAACACCGGCUCCAGUGCAUGACCUCAGAGUGAUGGCCACUUGGGGCCUUUCAGUUGUCAGACUGGGCCUGCCUCCUUGUCCCUGCCAGGAAUUCCUAGCA
This is a messenger RNA of Budorcas taxicolor (takin), 1670 nucleotides long. It is a transcript of the gene B4GALNT1, whose product is annotated as beta-1,4-N-acetyl-galactosaminyltransferase 1. Bases 1 to 1602 code for a protein of 533 amino acids. Gene Ontology annotation, molecular function: hexosyltransferase activity. Gene Ontology annotation, cellular component: Golgi membrane. The transcript has 10 exons. Gene Ontology annotation, biological process: ganglioside biosynthetic process. NCBI's taxonomy places the organism in Eukaryota, Metazoa, Chordata, Mammalia, Artiodactyla, Bovidae. The record is from RefSeq and is a predicted model, not a curated record.